This is a messenger RNA of Periophthalmus magnuspinnatus, 2076 nucleotides long. RefSeq names its product zinc finger protein 235-like. Gene Ontology annotation, molecular function: DNA-binding transcription factor activity, RNA polymerase II-specific; RNA polymerase II cis-regulatory region sequence-specific DNA binding. The coding region runs from base 311 to 1168 and encodes 285 amino acids. The transcript is spliced from 3 exons. Gene Ontology annotation, cellular component: nucleus. The record is from RefSeq and is a predicted model, not a curated record. Gene Ontology annotation, biological process: regulation of transcription by RNA polymerase II. NCBI's taxonomy places the organism in Eukaryota, Metazoa, Chordata, Actinopteri, Gobiiformes, Gobiidae.
GGAGACAGGAGGAGACAGGAGGAGACAGGAGGAGACAGGAGGAGACAGGAGGAGACAGGAGGAGACAGGAGGAGACAGGAGGAGACAGGUCUUUAUUUAACAGUACGCUGUAUAAAGCCUGUGUUCUGCUGCUGCUUCGUGCGGCUCAUUGUAGAGCUUUAGCUUUAUGAUGCUAAUGCUAACGAUACACGCCCACAACCCGGAAGUCACGUGCUCUCUCCAAAACCACAACAUCCGGUCCUCGGCCUGCGCCACAGACACAUCUCUGCGCCCGGGACAACUGUCCCAGCCCGGACAGAGACACUGAGACAUGGCCCAGAGGACGCGGGAGGAGGACACGGAGCUGUGGAGGACAAAGGAGCGCAGCUUCAGCUCGGAGAGGAGCAGGAGCUCGGGAGGAGGAGGAGCAGGAGCUCGGGAGGAGGAGCACAUGAUGGACCAGGAGCACAGAGGUGCCCAACUUCCACACAAACCUCAAAAGGAACCAAGGCCCCGAACUGUGUCUGAAGAGAAGAACACAGAGGAGCCCAACGGACCUAAUGGAGAAGCGGGCUGCAGCUCAGGUCCACUCACACACUUCCACUCAGACAAUGAGGAGCAGCUCGAGGAGCAGCCAGAGGAGCAGAGGGGGGACUGGCCUUUGCACUGGGACCACCGCACGUCCCCCAGAGUCCGCCCGGGUCCGGGCUCCUCUGAGGCGGGAGGCAAAGAAAAAACGUUCAGGUGCUCAGAGUGUGGGAAAAGAUUUCGCUUUAACUCGGCUUUAAAGAAGCACGUUCUGGUGCACACCGGAGAGAAACCGCACAAAUGCUCCGAGUGCGGGAAAGCUUUCCAGUUCAUCUCCGAUUUAAGGAAGCACAUCCUGAUCCACUCGGGACAGAGACCUUACAGGUGCACAGUUUGUGAUAAAGGUUUUGUGGAUGUGAGUAACUUCAGGAGACACGAGAGGAUUCACACGGGAGAGAAACCUUUCAGCUGUCCAUUCUGUGACAAAGAGUUCACAGACAAAGGCAACGUGAAGAAGCACAUGAGAGUCCACACGGGGGAGAAGCCUUUCAGGUGUCCAGUCUGCGAAAAACAGUUUUCAUUUCUGGCCUCGUAUAAAAGACACGUGAGAAUUCACAAGACGGGAGCCGAGGGGAAAGCAGCAGCACCGAUGGAGGCCUGAGUGUGACCUGUGACCUCUGUGUGACCUCUGUGUGACCUCUGUGUGACCUGAGUGACCUGAGUGUGCAGGAAUGUUGUACUGUGAGGUUAGAUGAGAUCAGAGCCUCCAUGUUUGUCGUCUCUCUUCUGUUCUCACGUUUAUCUUCAAAUAAACACAUUUAGAGAAUCAGACACAUGGAGUUUGUCCCUGUGGUGUUGCCGUAGAAAGUGAUGCUUCUGGGAAAUUGGGAAAUGAUUUAUAAAGUUUUGUAAUGAGGCCCAGAAAUGAUUUAUGCCCAGGGCCCAGACUUGAAGCUACACCUGUGUGUGACCCCAGUGUGACCCCUGAAUGACCCCUGACACAGGUCACAUGGGCCAUUUUGGACAUUUUUGUUUUUUUCUUUUGUUCUGAUUAGAGCUUUAAAGGUUCUGUAUCACACAAACUCUGAGCUUUAAGUCCUGUUCUAAUGCUCUUCAAAAACAGACCUGGAGUUGUGUUUUGUUUCAUUCACACGUGUUUGAGUCACACUUUAUUAUAAAUCUGUCUCAAAAUACUCCACCUGUUCCACCUUGUGAUGUCAUGAAGUGGUAUUUUUCAGAGUAACAGCUCCUUUUACCUUUGGUUCAGUGGAGAUGACAGUUCCAGGACUGAAAUGAUCCAAAUGAUUCUAGUGAAGGUGGAGUUUAAAAACACAGUGGAGCACUUCCUGUAUCACCACAUGAUGACAUCACAAGGUGGAACAGAGUGUUUUCAGUUUGAGAGAAGAACUCAGUCUAAAUCUGCAGGUUUGUGUUAAACUCCAGGUGUGUUUUUGAUGAGGAAACAUUAGAUCAGAAAAUGUGGACUGGACCAAACGUGUGACGUGGUUUUGGUUUGAAUGUCACAGAAUCUCAGUAACUUUGACAUUUUAAUAAAAGAAUAAAAAUAAA